AUGGAAGAUCCAAAGGCUGCAGAAGCGAAAGCCAGAGGAAACGCUGCCUUCGCAGAGAAGGAUUUUGCGACAGCAAUCAAGCACUUCACUGAGGCUAUCAGUCAUUCGACCCACCACGUUUUCUACUCCAACAGGUCAGCAUGCUAUGCAUCUCUGGGUGAGUAUGAGAAAGCUCUGGAGGAUGGGUCUGAAUGUGUAAAGCUGAAGCCGGACUGGCCAAAGGGAUAUGCCAGAAAAGGGCUUGCAGAAUUCUUCCUCAAGCGGUAUGAUGAGGCCGCUGAGACUUACAAAAAGGGCCUGGAAUUGGCACCCGAGGAUCCCUCUUUGAAGGAGGGGCUGCAGAAGGUGAUGGAUGCGAAAUAUGACGUGUCUCCUGCAGCCUCUAGCUCUGACUCUGCCGAGGAUCUGUUUGGGAAGUUCGAUGCGAACUCCCUCACCAUGGCAGCUGCGCGGAACCCCCGAGUGAAAGAGCACCUUCAUUGA
Cladocopium goreaui is the source of this 483-nucleotide messenger RNA. Lineage: Eukaryota; Dinophyceae; Suessiales; Symbiodiniaceae. The record is from the annotation of a GenBank genome assembly.